AUGUGUGGAAAAAGAAAUAUGUUCGUGGAUAUGGAUGAGUCAGUGAAAGGAAAUGUCGUAUUUGGAGACUCCUCGAAGGUUCCUAUCAAAGGCAGAGGAACUAUACUCAUCCGGCUCAAGAAUGGCUCACAGCAAUUUAUCAGUGAUGUCUACUAUGUCCCAGACAUGACUAGUAACAUCCUGAGUUUGGGUCAGCUGAUGGAGAAAAAUUAUGAAGUCCACAUGGUGAAUCGUCAACUGGAGUUGUUAAAUGAGAAGAAGCAGUUGUUGGCCAGAGUCCCAAUGUCGAGAAACAGAAUGUUCACCUUGAACAUUCAGACUGAAAUGGCGAAGUGUUUGAAAGCAUGUGUGAAGGAAAAUACAUGGCUAUGGCAUCUGAGUGAUGAUGAACCAGAUACAUCUACACCUGUGACAAGUCCACCCAGUCACAGAGAGCCUGCCAGCCCAGAAGGAGAAUCUAGUGAAAGUCCCCGAGAAAGGCCACAAAAGUAUAGGAGACUUGAAGAAAUUUAUGAGGAAACGACAACCAUUGAAGGUGAUGAAUUGACACUCUACUGUCAUUUCAUUGAUAGUGAACCGGUUGAUGUCGAAGAAGCCAUGAAGAAUGAAAAAUGGAAGAGAGCUAUGGAUGAAGAAAUUGGAGCAAUUGAGAAGAACAAGACUUGGGAGCUUGUGUCACUCCCUGAGAACCAGAAGCCCAUCGGUGUGAAGUGGGUAUUUAAAGCAAAGAAGAAUGCAAAAGGAGAAGUUGUCAGGCACAAAGCAAGAUUGGUGGCGAAAGGGUAUAGCCAGAGACCAGGCAUUGACUAUAAUGAAGUUUUUGCUCCUGUGGCGAGAAUGGAGAGUAUCAGGAUGGUGAUAUCUCUCGCUGCUCAAAAUAGAUGGAAGAUACAUCAGAUGGAUGUUAAGUCAGCUUUUCUGAAUGGAUAUCUCGAGGAAGAUAUCUAUAUUGAGCAACCCCCUGGAUAUGUCGUUGAAGGUCAAGAAGAUAAGGUGUUAAAGCUGAAGAAGGCAUUGUAUGGUCUGAAACAAGCACCGAGAGCUUGGAAUAGCAGAAUUGACAAGUAUUUUCAGCAGAAUGGAUUCUGCAAAUGCCCACACGAGCAUGCACUAUACUGCAAGGUGCAAGGGGGAGAAAUCUUGAUGGUUUGCCUAUAUGUAGAUGAUCUCGUCUUCACAGGCAAUGAUCCUCAAAUGUUUGAAGAGUUCAAGAAGACGAUGGUUCGUGAGUUCGAGAUGACAGACAUCGGAUUAAUGUCAUAUUAUCUUGGAAUUGAAGUAAAUCAAAAGGAGGAAGGAAUUUUCAUCUCACAGAGUGGUUUUGCCAAAGAGGUCCUGAAGAAGUUUAAGAUGGAGAACUGUAAUCAUGUGAGUACACCAGCAGAGUGUGGACUGAAAUUAUCCAAGGAUGACAAAGGAGAGAAGAAUGCUGCAAAGAGGAUACUGCGCUACAUUAAAGGAGACGUGGAUGAUCGCAAGAGCACUACAGGAUUUGUAUUUUUUCUGGGAGAUACAGCUUUCACAUGGAGUUCAAAGAAGCAAGCUAUAGUGACACUGUCUACUUGUGAAGCUGAGUAUGUUGCUGCGACAUCGUGUGCGUGUCAUGCGAUAUGGCUGAGAAAGUUACCGAAAGAGUUGAACAUGGCCCAAGAAGAGUCCACUGAAAUUUAUGUGGAUAACAAGUCUGUCCUGGCGCUAGCAAAGAAUCCGGUGUUUCAUGAUCGCAGUAAGCAUAUUGAUACAAGAUAUCAUUUCUUGAGAGAAUGCGUAGAGCAGAAAGAAGUUAUGCUGAAGUAUGUGAAGACUGAAGACCAGAUUGCUGAUAUUUUCACGAAGCCGUUGAAGCAAGACGUGUUCGCCAAACUGAGGACGCUACUCGGAGUUACAGUUAAUUAA
Molecule: messenger RNA, 1896 nt
Organism: Linum trigynum
Lineage: Eukaryota; Viridiplantae; Streptophyta; Magnoliopsida; Malpighiales; Linaceae
Source: the annotation of a GenBank genome assembly